GCCUGAAGUGCGUCAUCAGCCACCUGGAACACAUCCGGGCAGGAAUAAAAGGGGCAGCCUUCCAGCAAUCGGAAGUCACUGAUUUGAAUAGAUGAAGUUAGCUCACCAGGAGGGCAAGAAAAUGAUGACAAGGUGUGAAUGGAAAGGAUCCAUAAAGGAAAGUGCUGCGGCCGUGUUUGAGUGCGCGAAUAUGGAGCUCUUCGGGACUGCUGUUCUGGCCUCGAUUGUCUUGGGUCUGCUGUUCCUGAUAUUCAGAAGGGACUCGUCUCGCUACAGCAAGAUGCCACCCGGACCGACCCCACUGCCUUUUAUCGGUAACAUGCUGCAGCUGGACUCCGGAGCGCUCUACGAAAGUUUUAUGAAGCUGAAAGAGACUUAUGGACCAGUAAUGACGGUGCACCUGGGCCCGCUGCGCGUUGUGGUUCUUAUCGGGUUCGAUGCGGUUCACGAAGCGCUGGUGCAACAGCCUGACGAGUUUGCUGGGAGAGCGGUGUCACCUCUGAUUAUGAAACUCGCCGGUGACUUUGGUUUGAUACAAAGCAAUGGAGAGCGCUGGAAACAAAUCCGCCGUUUCUCUCUGUCAACCUUGCGAGAUUUCGGAAUGGGAAAACGCAGUAUCGAAGAAUGGAUCCAAGAAGAAGCUAAGCACCUCACUGAAGAGUUUAGAAAAACCAACGGCUCUCCAUGUGAUCCCACCAUCUUUUUGAGUCGGGCCGUGUCCAAUGUCAUCUGCUCUAUUGUGUUUGGUCAGCGGUUUGAUUACCAAGAUAAAAACUUUAUUGAGCUGCUGUCUCUGCUUGAUGCAAAUUUACGUUUGCUUGCCAGCCCUACUGGAAUGCUGUAUAGCAUGUUUCCAGUACUCACUAAUUUAAUACCUGGACCCUUCAACAAGAUGCUAAAAAAUGUUAAUGAAAUUAAGCGAUUCACCUCAAAUAUGAUUAAUCAACACAAAGAGACUCUGGUUAGUGACAGCCCUCGAGAUUUUAUAGACAGCUUCCUCAUCAAAAUGAAACAGGAAAGGGAUAACCCGGCCACUGAGUUCCACUUUGACAACUUAAACAUGACAGUUUUCAAUCUCUUUACGGCGGGCACAGAUACCACCAGCACCACACUGCGAUAUGGACUGCUGAUUCUUAUAAAGUAUCCUCACAUCCAGGAAAAGGUCCAGAAGGAAAUUGAUGCAGUGAUUGGACAAGGCCGUGCUCCUGCCAUGGAGGACCGGAGAAAGAUGCCCUACACUGAUGCUGUACUCCACGAAGUCCAGAGGUUCAUCGAUCUUGUCCCCUUAAAUGCUUUUCAUAAGACAACAAAGGACACUGUCUUCAGGGGCUACUCCAUUCCAGCUGGUACAGUGGUGUCUCCUGUGCUUCACUCAGUGUUGUUUGACAAGACAAAAUGGGCAACCCCUGACACCUUCAACCCUGGUCAUUUCUUGGAUGAAAACGGCUGCUUCAAAAUGAACCCAGCUUUUAUGCCCUUUUCUGCAGGAAAGCGCAUCUGUGCAGGUGAGGGUCUGGCCAAGAUGGAGCUCUUCUUGUUUUUCUCCACCCUUCUACAAAACUUCUCAUUCCACCCCACAGAGGAUCCUGACAAAAUCAGCCUGUUACCAGAUUCCAAAUCGUUUAUUAAAGUUCCCUUGCCAUAUAAGUUUAUGGCCAUCCCAAGAUAUCAAGAGAUGGACGUUUGAGCACAGAGACACUUAAAAUGAAAGAACAUGCUAAAAAAGCAAGAAAUAGAUAGAUAGAUAGAUAAAUACUUUAUUAAUCCCAAGGGGAUUAAUCCCAAUCCUCAAUUUAAAGAAAAUCCUUGAUUUUUACCUUUUUUCUACAACUACAACUUUUUCUACCAUCUUAUUCUGGUACUAAUGCAUGUUUCUAUUUUAAUUUCUUUUGUUUAAUAAUUGGUACUUACUGUAGUGAUGUACUGUAAACAGUGCUAGACUGAAUCUUUUUAAUAUGAAGAUAAAAAAGAACAUUUGCAGUUUGGAUUAUCACCCCUUCAUCUCUCAAUUCAUUCUCAAUUAAAAGUCAUCCCCCAAACAUCCCUUUGUCAGCUGGAUUCUGCAAGGCAACACUAAUGGGCCACACACUUGCCUCAUGUGCAGCAGCUUUUACUCUUCUCGGAAUCUAGAAAUUUCAGCACACUUUGCUACAAAGGUCUUUAAGCUUUGUAGCACCUAGGUAAGAAAUAUUAGCUGCAUUUUUAAAGUUUUUGGAUCAACUUCAUAGAGAAAUGCUUACCUUUAAACUGCUGGUGAACUACUUUGAUGGGACUGUAAUAACUUUAUGAAUCAAAUCUGUGAUUUGUGUAUGCUUUGUACAUUUUAUACACUUUUAAGAAAAAGAACUUCAGAAAACCUAACAAACAGCCUGUUGUUUGUGCUAUAUAAAAUUUGCUCAUUUUAUUAAAUAGAUACAUUAACAGACAGCUUAUAGGUAAUUUGAAAAUGGCUUCAUGUCCAGUACUACAAAAUUGAAAGCACUUCCCAGUCACUAAUAAAUAAAAAAUAGUGACCAUGUCAAAUUCUAUCAUCUGUGCUCUGUAUAAAUAUGACAGAUGUAGCUCUAUUCUGCCAUCACCUCAACAGUCACUUUUUUAUGAAAUUCUUCGAAUUAUUUUUUUUUUGUUUCUUUUUAAAUUAUUGAUGUAUAAAUUUUUAUAUUGCCUGACAUGGCAAGAACAUCUCUGUUUUUUCAAUGUGGAAACCUACCAUGAAAACAUGCAAACUGCAGGCAGGGAACACCAGGGAUGUGACUCCCUGCAAGGCAGCAGCGCUAUUGCUCCACCACCGUGCCAUCCCGACAUGUGUAAUUAUUAACACUAUUAGUUAUUUAAAUGAAGUUAAGGGUUCAUCAGUAAAAUGUGACAUACUUCCUUUAGCACAUUGUAUCAUGAAAGUGAUAUUAAGUAUAAAUCUAAAGAUUCAAAAUGUGCAGAGAGCUGGAUGUGUUCUGUGUGGCAAUCGCUGCCUACCGCUGCUAUCAGCACAGACAGAAGCCCCAGAGGCACAUUGUGAUUAACAACUGUGUCAGCUUUAAGAUGACGUGCAUGACGUACCACUUUAAUAACAAAAUAAACUACAAAAUUAAAUUCAAAAUCUCCACUUUAAUCAUGAAAUAGACCUUUUGUUUCUUCACUGUGUUCCUAAUUAUUUUUUUUCUCUGUUGCUCAAAGUCACUGCCAUACAUUCCGAUGCUGUUGCAAAGCUGAAAAAAAAAGACAGGAGAGAAGAUGGUAUGUGAGACCUUUAAAAUGUAUUGUGUCUUUACAACACAAAAUAUGCAACGCGUCAAAGGAAAAGCACCACAAAUACAUUUGUAUGUGAGCAUUUUUCUUCAGUACAUCAAACCAUUCAUCAAACAUUGAAACAUGCAUGUUGAUCCUGUAGGAUC
Messenger RNA from Polypterus senegalus (gray bichir), 3392 nucleotides. RefSeq names its product cytochrome P450 2B19-like. The transcript has 11 exons. Bases 92 to 1687 code for a protein of 531 amino acids. Lineage: Eukaryota; Metazoa; Chordata; Cladistia; Polypteriformes; Polypteridae. Gene Ontology annotation, molecular function: oxidoreductase activity, acting on paired donors, with incorporation or reduction of molecular oxygen, reduced flavin or flavoprotein as one donor, and incorporation of one atom of oxygen; heme binding; iron ion binding. Gene Ontology annotation, biological process: xenobiotic metabolic process. The record is from RefSeq and is a predicted model, not a curated record. Gene Ontology annotation, cellular component: cytoplasm; intracellular membrane-bounded organelle.